AUGGCAGACCACCUCAUCGGCAUGCUGCCCCCUGUCCCCGAUUGCGUCACCAGUGCGCGCAUUCUCCUCAUAGCCACCGUCUUCUUUCUCGGCGUUGUCGCAAGGCUGCUGCGUAACCUGGCGCCUCACGGCACCCGGCGCGGCCUGUCCAUCCAAGUCACGGACAGCGCGGCAGCGCAUCGCGCGCUGGUGGAGCACAGCGCCUCGUUCCUCAACCGCCCCAUUGGCGUCGUUCCUAGCGGCAUCCUCACGGUUGAGCGCCACUACAACAUCCUGGCGGCGCCGUACGGUCCCUACUGGCGCGCCGUCCGCCGCAAUGUGACUGCCGGCGUCCUCCGCCCCUCCAACCUCGCCCUGCUCGGCGACACCCGCGCCCGCGUGCUCGGUCACCUCGUGCGUGACCUGAGGUCCGGCGCCCCGGCAGCCGAGAGCAUCUAUUUCUCCGUCUACUCUCUGAUCGCGGAGAUGUGCUUCGGCGAGGAGGUCGUGUCGGAGCUAGGGGAGACACGCCUCCGUGCCAUGCACAAGCUACAGACUGACUUCCUCUCCGUGUUGCCUUCCUUUGGGGUCUUCGUCAGGUACCCGAGGAUGGGCAAGCUCCUCUACCCUUCGCGGUGGCGCCAGCUUCUGGCUCUCCGGCGGCGGCAAGACGAAUCUUACCUGCGGCUCGUCGCCAAGGUGAAGAAGAGUAACACUGACCGGAAGGACGACAGUCGUGUGAAGACUUAUGUGGAGUCCCUCCUGGACCUACGUAUCCUUGAAGAUGGCGGUAGGGCCCUCACCGAUGGCGAGUUCGUCAGCCUCAUCUCGGAGUUCCUCGGCGCCGGGACUGAGACCACCGCUAGCACGCUACAGUGGACGAUGGCCAACCUCAUCAAACGCCCCGACCUACAGCAGAAACUCCGCGCAGAGGUCGACGCCGUUCCCUGCGACCAGCGCAGCAUCAUCGAGGAGGCCGAGCUGUCGUGCAUGCCCUACCUCAAGGCCACCUUGCUCGAGAGCCUGCGCCGCCACCCGCCGCUUCCGUUCGUGCUGCGCCAUGUGGACCGUGAGGUGGCCGCCAAGGUGCUCGGCUUGACCAACGUGCCGGAAGGCGGCGCGGCCGUGAAUUUCCUCGUGGGGAAAAUCGGCCGCGACCCCGCGGCGUGGUCGGAUCCGACUGAGUUCAAGCCGGAGCGCUUCAUGUCUACCGACGGGUACUGCAAGAACGCCGACCUAACUUGCACGAGGGAGCUCAGAAUGAUGCCAUUCGGUGCCGGGAGGCGGGCCUGCCCGGCGGUCGCGCCGGCCAUGCUGCACCUAGAGUACUUCCUGGCCAAUCUGAUCAAGGAGUUCGAGUGGUGGGAGGCCGACGGCAACGGCAAUGCGGUUGACCUCACCGAGUUCCACGGCUUCUUUGUUACCAUCAUGAACCGCCCGCUCCGUGCGCGUCUCGUGCCUCGCCAAGCGGAAUGA
Messenger RNA from Lolium rigidum, 1455 nucleotides. RefSeq names its product cytochrome P450 89A2-like. The record is from RefSeq and is a predicted model, not a curated record. NCBI's taxonomy places the organism in Eukaryota, Viridiplantae, Streptophyta, Magnoliopsida, Poales, Poaceae. Gene Ontology annotation, cellular component: membrane. Gene Ontology annotation, molecular function: iron ion binding; heme binding; oxidoreductase activity, acting on paired donors, with incorporation or reduction of molecular oxygen, NAD(P)H as one donor, and incorporation of one atom of oxygen. The transcript has a single exon. The coding region runs from base 1 to 1455 and encodes 484 amino acids.